GUGCAGACAGUGCCACUGGGAUAUCUCACUAUGAUUCCAUUAAUAUUUAUCUUAUCCUUUUAUAGCUUGUAUGGAUCCUGCCAGCUGCUAUCUGGAAGAGGUGGCGAUGUUCCACCACAAAUACUUGCAGAGAUUAAAGAAACCAACGUUGUCUUGAAAGAGGUUCGAGACCUACUGAAAAAACAGAAUAAAGAGAUAAUAUUUUUGAAAAAUACAGUUAUGGAAUGUGAUGCUUGUGGUAUACAUCCAGUUCCCAGUAAAAGUCAAGUUGUUACUAUAGCUUAUCCAAAAAGAUGUGUUCCUAAUCCCUGCUUCUCAGGAGUCACCUGUACAGAAACUUCAUCUGGAUUUAAGUGUGGCCCAUGUCCACCUGGGUAUACUGGAAAUGGAACUCAUUGUACUGACAUUAAUGAGUGCACAGCAAAUCCUUGCUUUCCGAGUGUCCGUUGUGUCAACACCUCCCCUGGCUUUCACUGUGAACCAUGCCCUCUUGGUUAUAUAGGGAAAAGAGUUGAAGGAAUUGGUUUGGAGUUUGCUAGAGCAAAUAAACAGAUUUGUCAGGAUUUGGACGAAUGUGAAAACAAGCCAUGUCCUGCUAACACUGUCUGCACCAAUACCAAGGGUUCGUAUAAAUGUUCUGCUUGUAAGUCUGGGUCAGGAGGUGAGAGCAAAAUCUUUGCUUGUAAAUCUGAAAGGAGGUGUCCAAAUGGUGAGAUUAGCAAAUGCCAUGAAAAUGCAGAUUGCGUUAUGAAAAGCGAUGGAUCCAUAGCAUGUGUGUGCAAAGUAGGAUGGGCUGGUAAUGGACUAAUCUGCGCAAAAGAUACAGACAUUGAUGGAUUUCCAGAUGAAAAACUGCGAUGUUCUGAUCUGAGAUGCAAAAAGGACAACUGUGUGACAGUGCCUAAUUCUGGUCAGGAAGAUGCUGAUAGAGAUGGUAUUGGGGAUGCUUGUGAUGAUGAUGCUGAUGGUGAUGGUAUUCAGAAUGUACAGGAUAAUUGUGUCUACUUUCCUAAUGUGGAUCAAAGAAAUGUUGAUCAAGACAACUUUGGUGAUGCCUGUGAUAACUGCCGCAACAUCAAGAAUGAUGAUCAGAAAGACACUGACCGGGAUGGGAAGGGAGAUGUCUGUGAUGAUGACAUGGAUGGAGAUAGAAUUAAAAAUGCUGUUGAUAACUGUAUAACAGUGCCUAACACUGAUCAGAAGGACACAGAUGGUGAUGGUGUAGGUGAUGUUUGUGACAGCUGUCCCACAAUUCGGAAUCCAGACCAGGCAGACGCAGACCAUGACUUAGUGGGAGAUCAAUGUGAUACUAAUCAAGAUCGAGAUGGGGAUGGUCAUCAGGACUCCCGGGAUAACUGCCCAUCCGAUAUUAAUAGCUCACAGCUGGAUACAGACAAGGAUGGCAUAGGAGAUGAGUGUGAUGAUGAUGAUGAUAAUGAUGGAAUUCCCGAUACUGCAUCACCUGGACCAGAUAACUGCAGACUUGUACCCAAUCCAGACCAAGCUGAUUCUGAUGGAAAUGGUAUUGGGGAUGCUUGUGAAGGAGACUUUGACAAAGAUUUUGUGGUUGACACAAUUGAUGUCUGUCCAGACAAUGCCGAAAUCACUCUUACAGACUUCAGAGCUUACCAGACUGUGGUAUUGGACCCAGAGGGAGAGGCACAAAUUGAUCCAAAUUGGAUUGUUUUAAAUGAGGGCAUGGAGAUUGUCCAGACAAUGAAUAGUGAUCCGGGACUAGCUGUUGGUUACACCGCAUUUAAUGGAGUAGACUUUGAAGGGACAUUUCACGUUAACACUGAAACAGAUGAUGAUUACGCUGGAUUUAUAUUUGGCUAUCAGGACAGCUCUAGUUUCUAUUCUGUAAUGUGGAAACAGAUGGAACAAACAUAUUGGCAGGCAAACCCCUUUAGAGCAGUGGCCGAACCUGGCAUUCAACUAAAGGCUGUCAAAUCAAAGACUGGACCUGGAGAACAGCUCAGGAACUCUUUGUGGCACACGGGUGACACAGUGAACCAAGUCAAGCUGUUAUGGAAGGAUCCAAGAAAUGUAGGAUGGAAAGAUAAGACAUCUUACCGUUGGUUCUUGCAACACAGGCCAUCUGUAGGUUACAUCCGGGUUAAGUUUUUUGAAGGUCCAGAAUUAGUAGCAGACUCUGGGGUUAUACUGGACACCACUAUGAGGGGAGGACGCCUUGGAGUCUUUUGUUUCUCCCAGGAAAACAUAAUUUGGUCUAACCUAAGAUACCGUUGCAAUGAUACCAUACCAAACGACUAUGAAACAUUUAAAGAGCAGAGGCGUCAAGGGUGAAGUUGGAAGCCGCUUUGAGUAAUGCACAGUCUUCCAGCAUAAAUACACAGCACAGUUUGCAUUUGUUCACUUGCCUGAAAUGCUCAAUUGAAUUUAUGUGCACAUGUGAUAGGAUAAAUAAAGAUUAGAAACAGAGUUCUUGCUCUAAUACCAUCGUCAUGGUGAAUACAUGCUCAUCUAUAGAAAACCACUGGCUUGGGAGCUACAGGGAAGCUCUCAGGGGCUCCAUAUAUUGAUCUCCAGUCAAUGGGAACCAUGAACACUAUUGUGCCUUUAUAGCUUUAGGCAUAUCAUAUUAUUGCUGAAACCUGACUUUAGGGUCAAGACCAUAUCAAUGGCAGUUUUUUUUUUUUAUGUGAUCCAUGCCCAGUGAUUGUCUAGUUUAGAGCUGGAUUUACUUUAAAUGCAUAGUAGUCUUUCUUGUUAAUAAUAUCAUGAUUCAUCAUAUCAAUCGUUCAUUAAAGGGUUGUCUGAGAUUUUGAUAUUGAUGGCUGAUCCUCAGGGUAACUGAUCAGUAGGGGUCCAACUCCACGCACCACCACCAAUCAACUGUUGAUGGCUUCCUCACAGCGCCAUCCAUUGUAUAGUGACUGUGCUUUGUAUUUCAGCCAAGGCUCAUUCACUUGACUGGGACUGUGCUGCGCUUAAGCUAUGUGACUGAUGAACAUUACAUCACUGGCCUAGGAGGAGGUUGCAACUCUCCAUAGGAUCAGCCAUGAAUAUAAAAAUCUCAGACAACCCCUUUAAAUUGUAUACUUUUUGUGUGUAGAUGACAGCUCUGACAAGAACUUACUAAUGUGUGC
This is a messenger RNA of Bufo bufo (common toad), 3110 nucleotides long. RefSeq names its product cartilage oligomeric matrix protein (gene COMP). Gene Ontology annotation, molecular function: calcium ion binding. The record is from RefSeq and is a predicted model, not a curated record. Gene Ontology annotation, biological process: cell adhesion. Gene Ontology annotation, cellular component: extracellular region. The coding region runs from base 31 to 2307 and encodes 758 amino acids. The transcript is spliced from 19 exons. Lineage: Eukaryota; Metazoa; Chordata; Amphibia; Anura; Bufonidae.